Messenger RNA from Trametes versicolor FP-101664 SS1, 747 nucleotides. RefSeq lists its product as uncharacterized. The record is from RefSeq and is a predicted model, not a curated record. The transcript is spliced from 4 exons. Bases 1 to 747 code for a protein of 248 amino acids. Lineage: Eukaryota; Fungi; Basidiomycota; Agaricomycetes; Polyporales; Polyporaceae.
AUGCCCUCGCUCCGCCUACCGUUCUCCUGCAUGGCCUUGUCCCUCUUGGACGGCCACACGGACACCUCCUCUCCCGCUGCGCUCGCUGCUCACACCCGACGACGACCCUCUCCCGCAUCCUCGACCCUGCCAGAAAGCUUGGCGCCAUACAGCACCCCUCUAGACGACCCGACCACGCCUAGGACGUCCCUACGGCUCUGGGACUUGCACAGCGCCCUCUCCUUCGCCCUGCUCGACGUCCUGGACGUGCCCGCCGCACCCUCUCUUGGGCAGCAGGCUGGGCUUGCCAGCCGCAAGACGACACCGUUUGGAGCCGCAAAUCUCGCGCGCAUCAUGCAUCGCUCGACCCCGCGCCCGCAACGCGCCGCGAGCGGGAAGAACUGGCAAGUACUGGCCUCGUAUUCAACGUCCUGGGAUCGACUGAGAGCACUCACGUCUACAGGGUCCCGCAAGAACGCAAGCGAUCCGCGCAGCUGCUCGCAAACGCGCAUCUGGGCUCACCACGGUCCCAAUCGCCGACGCGCGAUCUGCGCGGCUAACACGGACAGCUGCGACGCUCGACAGCACAGCCAGCACACCUCGUCAGGCAUACAGCCUGCGUACAGACCCGGCUCUCCUCCCGCGCCGAAGACCGCGAACACCCACCACACGUACACACACACAUGUCAGACUAUCCUGCAUGCUCUCCAAGACGUCGCACUUGCCCCCAAGGCUGUUGCAGACCGCUGCUUUACGAUAUUGAUCUAG